This is a messenger RNA of Adelges cooleyi (spruce gall adelgid), 784 nucleotides long. Its product is annotated as muscle-specific protein 20-like. NCBI's taxonomy places the organism in Eukaryota, Metazoa, Arthropoda, Insecta, Hemiptera, Adelgidae. The record is from RefSeq and is a predicted model, not a curated record. Bases 131 to 682 code for a protein of 183 amino acids. Gene Ontology annotation, molecular function: protein binding. The transcript has 5 exons.
CGUUUAUUUUGCACACAAUAUACACCGUUCAGUCGUCAGUUCAAAACGAUCUACACACACCCGUUACAGCAAAAGUAUACUUGUCUGUUUUAAGUUUUUUUUGUGUAAUUACCCUAAACGUACAUACACUAUGUCUGGACGCCCCAUGCUGUGGCAGGUUGCCGGUAGAAGAGACCCGGAACAAGAACUGGAAGCACGACAAUGGAUCGAAGCCGUGACCGGUGAAAAGUUCCCUGCCGGUGUAUCGUACGAGCAUUCCCUUAGAGACGGCAUCUUGUUAUGUAAACUGAUGAACAAACUAGCACCAGGAUGCAUACACAAAAUUAACACAUCGGGCGGCGAUUACAAGAUGAUGGACAACAUUAACCAAUUUCAAAAGGCUUGUAUCGAAUACGGAGUGCCGGACGUGGACUUGUUCCAGACGGUUGACUUGUGGGAACAGAAGAACAUCUGCAGGGUGACCAUGACCAUAUUCGCCAUCGGCAGAACGGCGUACAAACACUUGGAGUGGAGGGGUCCGUCUUUGGGCCCUAGGCCUUCGGAAGAGAACAAACGCGACUGGACGGAAGACCAGCUGAGGGCCGGAGAGGGUAUCAUCGGACUGCAAGCGGGCCAAAACAAAGGUGCCACGCAGGCCGGACAAAACUUUGGGGCUAGCAGGAAAAUCUUGCUGGGAAAAUAACAUUUCGGUUGUAACAAACGUACACAUAAUAUAUUUUCUUAUUUACUUGUGUUCGCUAAACUUAAUAAAAUUAUAAUCUAACAACAUUAUACUACUAGUUUA